AUGGCCUACAGCGACCCAUACGGUACCCAGCAAUACCCUCCUGCGCAACGCGAAUACGACGAGCCAUUCAAUCCCUAUGCAAAUGAACAGCCUCAUAGAACUUAUGACCAAGGGGGAUACAACUACGAUAGCGGCGGAAUCAAUGCUCCCAGAUAUACCGACGAUGCCUCUGGUUACAUGAAGGAGAGAGCUGUGGUAGAGGAGGUCGAUGAUGCCAUUCCGAACAGACCUGUUGGGCCGAAGACGUCGCGUAACCUAAGACGAUGGAGAUAUGAGCACAACGGGGAUCUGUGGACGAGAGGUGGUGGUGUCCGUACUUGCGGCAGGCUCCUAUGCUGCACUAUCAUGAUCUUCCUGUUUCUUCUCGUGAGCAUCUUGCUCUCGCUGGCAUUGUGGAUCCGACCACCAACCUUCGUCGUCAACCAGUUCGGACUGUCAGACAGCGCAACCGCAGUCACACUCGCCAAUGAUUCUUUGACGGUCAUGUUUGACGUAAACACGACUGUAAUCAAUCCGAACUACUUCUCCGUCGACCUGACCGACCUGAAAAUUAAUCUGUUCUACCCCUUAAACAACAACAAGACGGCUGUUGGGGGUGGGGAGAAGAAGGAUGUGGACUUCAGGUCACACCAAGAGACGAAUGUCACGUUCCCUGCACAAUUGCUAUAUAACGUGACGGAUGACCCCAACUUCUCCAUCCUGGUCGAUCUCGCAAAGAAGUGUGGUGUCGUCCCUGGGGUCGCUUCAUCAGAUGUCACUCUCGAUUACACCGCUAUUGUCAGUGUUAAAGUCUUCCUCAUACCCGUGAAGCCCACCAUUAGUGGCAGCACGAGCUUCGCGUGUCCACUCAGCAAGGAAAACAUCGGGGGUCUACUGCAGUCAGCAGGUAUCAACGAGUCUGAUCUGAAUCAAUUGGGUAAUAUCCUUCGCGAUCUAGGGUCAUCACUAGGCUAG
Postia placenta MAD-698-R-SB12 is the source of this 954-nucleotide messenger RNA. RefSeq lists its product as hypothetical. Bases 1 to 954 code for a protein of 317 amino acids. Lineage: Eukaryota; Fungi; Basidiomycota; Agaricomycetes; Polyporales; Adustoporiaceae. The transcript has 8 exons. The record is from RefSeq and is a predicted model, not a curated record.